Messenger RNA from Elephantulus edwardii (Cape elephant shrew), 867 nucleotides. Its product is annotated as mortality factor 4-like protein 2-like. Gene Ontology annotation, biological process: chromatin organization; regulation of DNA-templated transcription. Gene Ontology annotation, cellular component: NuA4 histone acetyltransferase complex; nucleus. The record is from RefSeq and is a predicted model, not a curated record. The coding region runs from base 1 to 867 and encodes 288 amino acids. The transcript has a single exon. NCBI's taxonomy places the organism in Eukaryota, Metazoa, Chordata, Mammalia, Macroscelidea, Macroscelididae.
AUGAGUUCCAGAAAGCAGGGGUCUCAAACUCGUGGACAACAAUCUGCAGAAGAAGACAACUUCAAAAAGCCAACUAGAAGCAACAUGCAGAGAAGUAAGAUGAGAGGAACCUCCUCAGGAAAGAAGACAGCUAGCCCUCAGCAGAAGAAUAUGGAGCCAGCUCUUCCAGGCAGAUGGGCUGGUCGCUCUGCAGAGAACCCUCCUUCAGGAUCUGUGAGGAAGACAAGAAAGAACAAACAGAAGAGCCCUGGGAAUGGAGAUGGUGGUAAUACCAGUGAAGCACCUCAGCCACCUCGGAAGAAAAGGGCCCGAGCAGACCCUACUGUUGAAAGCGAAGAAGCAUUCAAGAACAGAGUGGAGGUUAAGGUGAAGAUUCCUGAAGAAUUAAAGCCAUGGCUUGUUGAGGACUGGGACUUAGUUACCAGGCAGAAGCAACUCUUUCAACUCCCAGCUAAGAAGAAUGUAGAUGCCAUUCUGGAAGAAUACGCAAAUUGCAAGAGAUCUCAAGGGAAUGUCGACAAUAAAGAAUAUGCGGUUAAUGAAGUUGUGGCAGGAAUAAAAGAAUACUUCAAUGUGAUGUUGGGCACUCAGCUGCUCUACAAAUUUGAGAGGCCCCAGUAUGCAGAAAUCCUCAUUGCUCACGCUGAUGCACCAAUGUCCCAGGUUUAUGGAGCGCCACACCUACUGAGAUUAUUUGUGAGAAUUGGGGCAAUGUUAGCAUAUACACCCCUUGAUGAAAAGAGCCUUGCAUUAUUGUUGGGUUAUUUGCAUGAUUUCCUAAAAUAUCUGGCAAAGAAUUCUGCAACCCUGUUUACUGCCAGUGAUUAUAAGGUGGCUUCAGCUGAGUACCAUCGCAAAGCCCUGUGA